AUGCUCUCGAAGAUACAUACUGGAGUAUUAUCUAGACCUUUAAUUACAAAUAUUCAGUACCAACUGAGACUGUCGGUCCCGUCAUCGCCUCUCUUGCGACAGCGAGCCUAUCGCACUCGAACAUUCUCUGCACAAACGAUUCUUCGAUCCCAAGAGACGCAAUCGAAAGCAGACUCUACGCACAAAUUCAUAUACCAUGCGGCCGCUUCGUUUUCUGCCAAAUAUAAAAGGUUCAACCCGACAAACGACGUCUUCCAUUUCAAUCCCUAUAAUCGCAUCCAGACGCAGAAAAAGCGUCACAAAUCGAAGCGCCCGGCUAGUGGACAAGAUGCUUUCUUUAUAAGUCGUGUGGGCGACACAAAUGCCGUUGCCUUCGGCAUUGCAGACGGUGUUGGAGGCUGGGAAGAUAGUGGCGUUGACCCAGCCGACUUCUCACACAGCUUCUGCGAUUAUAUGGCCUCAGAAGCGUAUGAGCAUAGGUCAGAUGCAACUGGUUCGUCCUUGACGGCCAGAUCUCUAAUGCAAAAAGGAUAUGAUGACGUAUGUCAAGAUGGAUCCAUUCAUGCUGGGGGUAGCACAGCAUCGAUUGGUAUCGCGAGUGAAGAUGGCAAGCUAGAAGUUGCUAACCUAGGUGACUCGGGAUUUGUGCAUUUGCGUCUGAAUGCUGUACAUAGCUAUUCGGAGCCGCAGACGCAUGCCUUUAACACACCAUAUCAGUUAUCCAUCGUGCCGGCAAGCAUGCUGGCGCGCGCCGCCGCAUUCGGUGGAGCACAAUUGUGCGACUAUCCCAAAGAUGCAGAUGUCACACAGCACACGCUGAAACAUGGCGAUAUACUCGUCUUCGCGAGCGACGGAGUCUGGGACAACCUAUUUAACCAAGACAUACUUCGCAUAGUUAGCCGGUUGAUGAUUGGACUAGGCGCCUGGCAAGAAAGUGACGGUGGUAUACUUGUCUCUAACAACUUGCUGCCCUAUACCCAGGCAGAAGACUCGACGCAGCGGCCGUUGACACUCCAGAGCGCACUAGCAGUAGAAAUUGCAGGGGCUGCUAAACUGGCGAGCAUGAACCAGCGGGUUGACGGGCCAUUUGCUAAAGAGGUUCAAAAAUAUUAUCCUCAAGAGAAUUGGCACGGCGGCAAAGUCGAUGACAUCUGUGUUAUCGUCGUAGUGGUCUCUGAGGAUGGAAAAUCAGAAGCAAUCAAGAGCAAGUUAUGA
Molecule: messenger RNA, 1215 nt
Organism: Daldinia childiae
Lineage: Eukaryota; Fungi; Ascomycota; Sordariomycetes; Xylariales; Hypoxylaceae
Product: Protein phosphatase 2C like protein 7, mitochondrial
Exons: 1
Coding region: 1-1215 (404 amino acids)
Source: RefSeq, a predicted model, not a curated record